Molecule: messenger RNA, 7905 nt
Organism: Babesia ovata
Lineage: Eukaryota; Apicomplexa; Aconoidasida; Piroplasmida; Babesiidae
Product: Extracellular matrix-binding ebh
Exons: 2
Coding region: 1-7905 (2634 amino acids)
Source: RefSeq, a predicted model, not a curated record
AUGGCACCGAAAGCUUUGACGGACUGCCCCGAGAACCUUCGAGAGGCGAUAGACUGGCUCCUCCAGGUGAAGAGUGGUGACGGGAUUUCGACGCUGUCCGACGCUCUCGGCAAGUUGUUCGACAAUGCUGUGCAGGACGCUGAAAACUCUCUGUCGUCUCUCCCCGAAUCAGAUGAGCCGUCCGCCAGAGAUGUUAUCUCCAGGCUUCAAGGGUUUCGGAGCACUCUUCCGAAAGACUCUGCGAAUCUUAAUCAAAACAUUUUACAUCGUCUCUGUUCCUCCGUUGCAAACUUUGUAGGCUAUAAGCCUCCUGGAACCUACGACGGUUCCGGGAUUGUAUACGGUGACGCCUCCCGUCUAUGCGAUGCAGUUGUGUCCUUCUUGCAUAGAGUGAUCAGAGAUGUCCGUGAUAAUCAGCCGUACGUUGUUGGUGGAGCUUUGUUGAGUGGCCUAGUUGGUGACCUUGAAAAGGCCAGGUGGAGUGGGCACCAUGGCUUCAAGGCUGUAGUCUCCAGUGUGGCCAGUGGCCUGGGGAUAUAUAAUGAAAAUGUCAAGGCCUCGAAUGAUAGAGUGAAGAGGCCUAUCAGUGACAUUAUUGAUUAUGUUAAAGAUGAGGGCGGUGAGUUGCCUCCUAAGAUAAGUAAGCUAAAUGAAACUAAUCCUUCAGACACCGACGUUAACGAAGCUGAGGCCUUGACAAAGGCGUGCGUUGAAAAAGGUAAGGACUUUGGCAAAGCCUUCGCCUCUAAAACACAUAAGCAUUACAUGAAAGAUGCGUUUGAUGAUUUGAAUGCGUCGUUGCGUGACAAAAUUCAUAAUGCUAGAUUAAGCGUUGCACGUGAGGCUGCGAUGCUGAACAGGUGGUCCAAGAAGCAACUUGAAAACUACAAGGCUAUGGUCAAGUUGAUCAAGCAGGCCUUUCGGAAGCUCAGAGAAAACAUUAAUUCACGGAUUAAGAAGGAAGUUACCGACCUGGUUGAAUCACUGAAGGGCUUGGUGAAGAACAUUUUGGCUAAGCUUGAAAAUAUUAGUAAGACGCUGGGGAAAAUCAUUUCUGAUCUGGACAAUUGGAUGACGGAGGCUGAGGAGAUUCUAGACGCAGCCUUGAAACUGGUUCAGAACACUUACGAUGAACUUGAUGACACAGAUAAAACUAAGGACAAACUUGACAAGGCGAUUGAAAGAGUUGAAGAGAAGCUGGAGCAAAGAGUCCAGGAGUUGAAUACUUGGAAGAGUGCAGUAGACAGUGUGAUUCGGAAUGCUAUUAAGAAUUCUGAGAGUGUUCACACAGCUUUGGAUAAGGAGAGAGAUAAUUCAACGUUUGGUAAAAACAUUGGACACAUUGAAGAUGCUAAUAAAGAAAUUUCACAGGCUAAUAAUGAUCUUGGACAACGUGUUAGUGAGUUGGGACAGUGGAAAGAAGCGGCGGACACAAUUCUUGAAAGCGUGAUUUCAGAGUCUAACAAAGUGCGUGGUAAGUUGGAACAUAAAGAUAGUUCAUCGACGACGAUUGCCCAAGGAGUUCAGAAAAUCAACGCAGCUAAAGAAAAAGUUACGCAAGUUGACACAAAGCUUGUUGAAGUUGGAAGGGAUUUGCAGACUUGGAAUUCCGCGGCACGAAGUGUGCUUGGCACUGCGGUUGGGAAGGCAAGAGACGUGCAUGGGAGGUUGGACCAUACUAAAACAGAUAACGGCCAUAUUCUCGGUAAGAAAAUUAGUGAGAUUGAUGAAGCUAAAAAGGGAAUUGAAGAGGCAAAUAAAGUUCUCGAACAACAAGUUGGCAACUUGAACACUUGGAUCUCCACCGCUGAAGGGAUCCGUGCUGCGGCGGAGCAAAAGGCAAAGGAGGCCUAUGAGAAGUUGGAGCCUCAUAAGGCUCUGAGUGAGAAAAUCGGAGAAGUUGUGCAAGCUAAUGAGAAGAUUAAAAGAGUGCAUACGCAGCUGAGUGGUGUUGAAAAAAGUUUGGGAGAGUGGAAGCAGGAGGCCACGAAUGUGCUUGCCGGGGCUAUUGAAAAUGCCAACUAUGUGUAUGAUAAGUUGGAUCCUAAUGAGAAAGAUGUGUCGAAAGGCUUUAUUAUUGGUCAUAAUAUUGAACAUGUUAGUUCAAAUAAUAAGCAUAUUAUGAGCGCGAAUCAAGCGCUUGCCGGCGAAGUUGAUAAUAUAGGUAAGUGGCGAGAUACCGCCAAGGAUGUUAUUACCAAGGCGGAGGGGAAGUGUGGUAAAAUUUUGGAGAAAGUUAAAACAGAUCCUCAAGGUAAGGAAAGUGAAAUUUAUAAGGAAGCUCAGUUGUUGAAGAAAAAAGCCGAGAACCUUUUGAAUGCAUACAGCCAGGCGCAUCGGAAUUUUAAGAAUUUGAAGAAAGCAGUGCCUGCCGCCAUUGAACAGUUGGAGGGUGAGAUGAAAAACGAUUUGGUGAGGCUGCAAAAGGAGAUUGUUGGUAAGAUGAUAGAACAUGUUGGCAGUAUUCUUAAUGAUAUUAAGGGGAGAGUGGAGCAGAUUAAGGGUAACGGAAGCAGUGGCACAGGCCUGGAAGGGAUUAAGCAGGGAGUGCAGAAUUAUUACAAUUUUUUCCAAGGUACUUUCGACAAAGCAGUCGGCGGAUGGAUCGAUGAUAUUCUUGGUCACAACGGCCUGAUUAAAAAGCUGCUUGAGUGGCAGGGUAAGGGGGACGAGGAACUUAAGAAGGACCUGGAGAACAGUGGUCUCGGAGGCUUUAUUAAGGAACCGCUCACAGUACAAGUCACUAAUGCUGUUCACGUGUUCACCAGUGGACAAUCUUUUGCCGACAGCAUUGAAAAGAAAAUUGAAAAGGUAAAAGAUGCCUGCGAACUGUUUGCCCUGAGGCUUGAGCAGGAACUAGAGAAGGAUGUGAACAGCGGUGUCCUUGCGUUGGCCUUGAAGGCUAAGGAGGCGAUGGUGAAUGAAGUUCACGAACCGAGCAAAAAAAGUCACUUACAAAGUAUCAUAGCAAACGCAAACUGCGAAUGUGAUUGCAGAUAUUACUGCAAAAAAGGAAAUCCAGAUAGGUGCCAAAAAUGCGAGCAACCAAAAUGCAACCUCACGCAGGCCGUCGCCACUACGCUCGUAACAGUGUCAUCGGUGGCCCGGCAGGUGGGCAAGGAGCUUCAUUCAGUGCUGCUCGGCAACGGCACAGGGAUGGGCGAUAAAAGCAUCGCAGGGGAAUUGGACAGCGUCGCACGCCUGACUAGGACGCUGGACAAGAAUCUGGAGGAUGCGGAAAAAGAGGCGAAAAAUGGUCCACAACCUUCCACCCCUAGCAACCAAGGCAAUAAUAUUUUGCAGAAAGUUACGGAGAUUGAGGGGAAGGUUAAAGAGGGGAUGAAGGAUGACGUUACCAGUGGUAUCACCGUUGCAAAGACGAUGUCGCUUUAUGAGAAAACGAAAACAACAUCUGGCAGCGCGUAUAAAACUCUGAUAGACACGACUAUCCCCAAUGCCAUGCAACCAUUCAAGCAGAUGGCUGAAUUCAAAAAUCAACCAGACCAGCAAAAACAACUUGAAAUAGGUGAAGUAAAAGAUGCUAAAGGAUUAAUCAACUACCAUUUUACUGAAAUCAAGGACGAGCUCGAACAGAUCGCCCACAUUGUUAAUAGUAAUAUACAGACGUCGCAUCCAACGUCCGGUGCAAAAGAUGGCGUCAAGAACUAUCUGGGGGAUUUGGAGCAGAUGGUUAAACAUGCUGCGCAAGAGGAUUAUCAACUUGAUUCCGCUGUAGAUCCACAGCACAAAAAUGUCCAAGGUCUCGCCGCAAUUCAGGACAGGAUCAACAAGCUGCAUACCGGUGAGUUCAGGAAAACUGCAGAAAUCACCACAGCCGUCCAAGGCCUACAGAAUGAGAUUAAGACCCUUAGAGGGAAGUUGAAGAAAGAGCAAGAUGUUGGCGCAGAAAAUGGCGUCGUUGACGUGUUGAAAGAGAUGCGCGGCAAGGGGCUUAGCAGUGAUAAAGAUUGGCAAGGUAAGGAUAAGAAAGUCUCUGGCCUCGGGAAAAUCGAGGAGAGCCUUAAAGGGGAAAAUGGGAGGUUGGACAAGGAGACGAAGAGCAUCGAUACGGCAAUAAAAAAACUUAGGUGGCAACUUACAGUUCUAGGAUUCAAGUUGGAUAAUGGGCUUGUUGAUGAUGACCUCAUGGACCAGUUGAAAAAGUUAAAGAAUGAGAUUGAUAAAGGAGGAAAAGGAGGCCUGCAAGCAAUUUAUAAUGCGAUCAGUGGCCUGCAAAAAGGACAAUUUGCUGAUAACCCAAACAAAAUCGGCGCCGCCAUGAGCCCUAUUAAAACAGAACUUACUGCCCUUCAAAAGGCGUUGAAAGGUGCGAACGGAAAUAAAGAUGAUGUCAUUACAAGAUUGACAGAGUUGCAGACUGAUGGUCUCGGUGAAAAAGAAGAUUGGCAAUCGGAUAACAAUGGAACCAAAAAAGGCCUUGGACUAAUUGAAAAAGAUCUUAACACUCAACAAAAAACGUUGAACACACAGCCCGGUGAUAUUGACAGCGGCGUAGACCAAAUUACCGGUGAGCUUGAUAGGCUCCAGAGUGAUUUACAGGACAAAGUUACCAAAAAGUUGACGAUGUUGAAAAACAAGGGGCUUACAAAUAGUGAGCAAGAGUGGGAAGUUGAUGAUAAAAAGCAUAAUGGUCUCGCUAAAAUCACGAAUGAUAUCAAGGAGCUGAAAGAAAAUGAGUUCACUAGCAAGCCGAUAGAAAUCACUCAACACAUAGGCCAAAUCAAAAAUGAACUCGACGAACAAAGAAACAAGUUGGAGCGUGAAGUUACCGCCAGGCUGCGGGACUUGCAAAGCAAAGGCCUAGCCGAUGGUGAGUGGAACCUUGGCAGUCAAAAAAUCAGUGGCCUCGAAAAAAUCACGAAUGGGAUCAGCGAUAUAAAAGCAGAGAAUGUUGAAGACGUUAAGCACAAACUUAGCAUCCUGCGUGGCGUCAUUAAAUACAUAGCCAGGGAUAUCAGAGACAGCCUGACGCAACUGAAAGACAAUAUGAUCGGCAAUAGGCUCAGAAAAAUAAGAGAUGAUCUUCAGCAACUGCACAUUUCGCUGGUGAAAGGCGCCAUAAAGGACUGCGAGGGCUUCAUUAAUGCGGACGCCGACGUGUUCAAGCAGCGAUGCAUUGAUGAGCUCACGCAUUACGUCAACCAGGAACUAAACGCCGAGAAAAACAAACUGCUAGCCGAAGCGCGCCGGCAAUACGUGUCCACCGUCAAGGAGAUGCUGUCAGCUUUCGCCGCCAAGGUGGAGAGCGAGCUGGAGGAGUUGCCUGGAAACAUUGACAGGGACUUGACGAUAGGCUUCAAGGGGUUCACGAGGCAGAUGGAAGAUGGGACAACUGAUGAUGUAAGCACUGAGAAAGGGAAUAACAUCAAUAAACUUGUAAACGUCAAGUAUCCAAAAGAUGUCUCAGCACUGUCGUCGGCUUUCAUGAAAUUCUUCGGGCCACUGAAGGAUUACGUGAAGAAUGAGACUAAGAGGGUGCAUGAUGAAGAAAGCAAAAAGGAAAAUCCUUCACUCUCGCCGCCGGCGGAGCCCUACGCCCUGAAGCUCUACGAAGUCAACGCCGCGAUCAACACUGUGCUCAUACAUAUACAGGACAUACAAGGCUUCGACCACAGACUCCCCCAAUUGCUCGCCGCGCUGACCAAGGCGCUAAGUGAAAUGAAGCCCGAAGCCUUCGGUAAGAUCACAACUCCGUUGCUGGACACUGUCGGCCGUGGCCUCCGUGACUUCGCCGCAGAGUUCGGCGAUGCCUACGUCUCCGCGUACUCGGGCGCGGAGUGCCGGGAGGCUGACGCCGACAAGUACGCCAAGGUGUUGCUGAGCUUCACCCCGAUGGUGCACGAGGCGCUCAACCACAUGGUAGACAAAUGCGGCACCAACUGGCGAGGUAACAAAAUAUGCAAGCUGACCGGCGACGGAAGGGACAACGGCCUGGGCAACUACCUCACCAGAUGCGGCUACAAGGUGUCAACGACCGACGGACUCCAGGAGGGAGAGUUGCAAAAUCAUUUUUCGGGCGGCGCAGUGUAUGAGUUGCUUAAAUCCCCAGUUGCCGACGUGAGUGUCAAAAUGCUGAUUGGCGGCGAGCCUCCAGAAAAUGGAAUUAAUGUCGUUGACAUCGUUGGUCUUUUUCAUAACAUGCUUUGUCGGUACCUCCAGGCGUGCCACCUUAAGGUGCACGCAUCGCCCAGGUACCCCUGCACGGUGAGGGAUAUGCUGUCAUGGCUCUCAGGCCUGCAGUACACUCCGGUGGUGGACAAACUGACCGACCACUGCAGAGCGUUGCUCAACCGCAAAUGCGACAAUAACGAUGUCCCCAACAGGGACGACGCUGUCAUGGCACAGUGUAUUAAUAAUCUGCCUUAUGAUAUCGCAAACUCAUGUUCACACGCCAACUCACUGCUCAUCGCAAUCCAGGGCCACGGCCGCGGCUUCGACCUGGCCGCCUACCCCUACUCCGUCGACUUAGCCAACAACCGCGCACAAUUGUACUACCCGGCUGACCCCGAAGAGCUGCUUGAUAUGAUGACUCAGAUAGUAUGCCGCCUGUGCCGUGUGCUUUACUUCCUGUACGCCCAGUGCUGCCGUGACGCCGCCAAAACCAAGGGCUGGCGACAGUGCCACUACGGCCGGCAGGUGCCGUCCUCCCACUGGCAGUGUAACCCAUUAAACAAGCAGGCCACCGAAGCAUGUCAUAACUGCCCGCCCACAUCGCCGCUGCAGUCGUUCCUCUCAGACAGCUGUCCCAACCUCCUGCCGCAUAAGCUUACUGUUGUUGACAAUGCCAUCGAAUGCGCCAACUGCCCUGGCAACCUGCCGGGCCAGCAGUGCCUCACCCCGCUCGGCUUCUGGGACCUUAGUCUCGCUGCCUCCAUGAGACGCACCGGCAAGGAACUUUCCAAGUCCCUCGGCCGCCUCUGCAGUGACGCCGACGCCUGCCUCUUCCAACUCUGCCGAACGCUGCGCUUGCUGUGCCCCUCAGCACCGCAGUCACUCGGCGACAUGUUGGUGUUGUUCACUCAACUACUGAAAAUGUGGGAUCACGAAUCAUAUCGAGGCGCGUACUCUCCGCAUGAGUCAUACAUAUCGCACCUGAACGGUGACGCUAUCAACGGCCUCUUCCCGCUGUGGACGGAGCUCCACGGCAGUUACCUGAACAGCAAUCUCACCGACGCCCUCAAGGCACUCGCCGACCAUGACCAUGAGAAGUCAGAGCACAAUGCCCUCUCCAGUCUCUCCGCCGAGCCGCCUUGUCAAGCGCCUGCCAUAUGCGCCCCAUUCCUCCAGCCGCUGGCGCUGCACGCCAACCACACCUUCCCGCAGAAACACGCACAGCUAUAUAUCUCGUGGGUAGUGUGGCUGGCAUGGCAGUUAUGGGAUCUGCUGGAGUCCCUCCUUGAUGCACUGAACAACAUCGACUGCACGGCCCACGGCUGCGCCACGUGCCUCUGUCAGCCAGGCAACCACGGCGACAAGGACGCCUGCCACUGCCCGUCCAUAGUCGAAUGCGGUGGACCCUUGCCGACGCUCUACCGCUACGGAUUCACAUAUCGCAAUGCACACGUUGACCUCAACGCACAACUCACCAAGGCACUCCACUCCGACCGCUUCGCCAAACUCUUCCACCAAAUCGACCAACUCCUCUGGCACAUCCGUGCCCCCUUCCUCUUCACCACCAUCGCACUCUGGCUCACCGCCACGCUCUACAUCCUCCACUCACUCCUAUACCGCAUGGACGUCCUACACAUCCGCUCGCACCUCCUCACCACCAGGGCCUCACACCUCAUCGACGUCAAGGCUUUACUCGCCGGCAGCCGCAGGAUGCUCUCACUCUACAACGACGUCGACUACUUCGACGACGAACCCGUUGACAUGUCACAGUAA